AUGAAGUGCUCACUUGUGCUCCUCCUCAUCUUCGCUCUUAGCGUCCAGGUUAAUUGCUUGAUUUCUGCUUCCGCCAAUCCGUUGAUUUUGAAUCGCGUGAUCAACGGUCACCCUGGGACUCCUGGAUCGGCUCCUUAUCACGCUCACAUUCUUAUUAGACAGAAUCAGGAUGAUGGAGCGCGUGUCGGCAGCGGAUGCCUCAUCUCCAUGACUCACGUUCUCACCACUGCUCAGAAUGUGCGAACCUUCAGCCACUGGGAAAUCGGAGUAGGAAAUGUAGAACGUGAUCGUCUAGAAUGGCGCGAAGCCACUCAAGCUCUCGCCCAUCCGCUGUUCGAUCACAACACGCUGAACAACAACAUCGCCAUCAUCACUGUGAUGCAACCUUUCAUUGCUGGUUUCUUUGUAGAGGCCAUUUCUAUGCCCUUACCAACUGAUAUUCAAGUGCCAUUUCCAAAUGCUCACUGUCGCUUCGAUGGCUUCGGCUUCACCGGCCCCACCGGUCCUUUCUCCGACCAGCUCCUCAUGGGUAUCAAGCACGUUACCACUGACCAGGUCUGCGCCCAGACUUACCCACAUAUUGCCCAUUCCCUCGUCAACAACUUCUGCGCCCAGGGCUUACAGUUUGAGAGUACUUUUUGCCAGGGUGAUCAGGGCACAGCUCUCGUCAGCAUGGUGCGAUUUCGACUCGUUGUCGUCGGCUUGGCAUCAUUCACCGAUGGCAGAUGUCAGGGCAACAUUCCAGGAGUCUUCGUGCGCGUGACUGCCUACAGGAAUUGGAUUCAGCAGAACACUGGAUUGUAA
Molecule: messenger RNA, 804 nt
Organism: Phlebotomus argentipes
Lineage: Eukaryota; Metazoa; Arthropoda; Insecta; Diptera; Psychodidae
Product: chymotrypsin B-like
Exons: 3
Coding region: 1-804 (267 amino acids)
Biological process (GO): proteolysis
Molecular function (GO): serine-type endopeptidase activity
Source: RefSeq, a predicted model, not a curated record